This is a messenger RNA of Balearica regulorum gibbericeps (East African grey crowned-crane), 743 nucleotides long. NCBI's taxonomy places the organism in Eukaryota, Metazoa, Chordata, Aves, Gruiformes, Gruidae. The record is from RefSeq and is a predicted model, not a curated record.
AUGUUUCAAGCGAGUAUAGAAAGGUCGAGAUGGAAGAAAUCUGGGGUGUACAUUGAAAGUGCUUUGUUUUCCUUUCUGUUCCAGGCUAUUGAUGAGCCUCCCUAUCUCACAGUGGGCACCGAUGUGAGUGCGAAGUAUAGAGGAGCCUUCUGUGAAGCCAAGAUUAAGACAGCAAAAAGACUUGUCAAAGUCAAGGUAACCUUUAGACAUGAUUCUUCAACAGUGGAAGUGCAGGAUGACCACAUAAAGGGUCCCUUAAAGGUAGGAACUGUUGUGGAAGUUAAGAAUCCAGAUGGAACUUACCAGGAAGCUGUUAUCAACAAAUUAACAGAUGCCAGUUGGUACACUGUAGUAUUUGAUGAUGGUGAUGAGAAGACUCUUAGACUCUCUUCCCUGUGUUUAAAAGGAGAAAGACAUUUUGCUGAAAGCGAGACUCUAGAUCAGCUUCCACUCACAAAUCCUGAACACUUUGGAACUCCUGUUAUAGGAAAGAAAACAAACAGAGGAAGGAGAUCCAAUCAUAUUCCUGAAGAAGAAUCUUCAUCCUCUUCCAGCGAUGAAGAUGAAGAUGAUAGGAAACAAAGUGAUGAGUUAUUAGGAAAGGUUGUAUGUGUGGACUGCUUCAGUGUGGAUAAAAAGAAAGCUCUUUGGUUUCCAGCCUUGGUGGUUUGUCCAGAUUGUAGUGAUGAUAUUGCAGUGAAAAAAGACAAUAUUCUCGUCCGCUCUUUCAAGGAUGGCAAAUU